Molecule: messenger RNA, 3971 nt
Organism: Stegodyphus dumicola
Lineage: Eukaryota; Metazoa; Arthropoda; Arachnida; Araneae; Eresidae
Gene: alphaCOP
Product: coatomer subunit alpha
Biological process (GO): endoplasmic reticulum to Golgi vesicle-mediated transport; retrograde vesicle-mediated transport, Golgi to endoplasmic reticulum; intra-Golgi vesicle-mediated transport
Cellular component (GO): COPI vesicle coat
Molecular function (GO): structural molecule activity; protein binding
Source: RefSeq, a predicted model, not a curated record
GAAGGAGCUGAAGUGAGGUGUUGUUAUUAGUUACGUGUCGGCAAUUCUCAUUGAAUAAUGUUGACUAAAUUCGAAACCAAAUCAGCUCGUGUUAAGGGCUUAAGUUUUCAUCCGAAAAGGCCCUGGAUACUCACUAGUUUGCACAAUGGAAUUAUACAACUGUGGGAUUAUCGCAUGUGCACACUUUUGGACAAAUUCGAUGAGCACGAUGGACCGGUCAGAGGAAUUUGUUUUCAUAAUCAGCAGCCUCUUUUCGUUUCUGGUGGAGAUGACUAUAAAAUAAAAGUGUGGAAUUACAAGCAGAGACGAUGUAUCUUUACCCUGAUGGGACAUUUGGAUUAUAUUCGUACCACAAGUUUCCACCAUGAAUAUCCUUGGAUUCUCAGUGCUUCAGAUGAUCAGACAAUCAGAGUAUGGAACUGGCAGUCACGAACUUGCAUUUGUGUGCUAACAGGACAUAAUCAUUAUGUCAUGUGUGCACAUUUUCAUCCAACAGAAGAUCUGGUGGUUUCUGCUUCCCUUGAUCAGACUGUUCGUGUAUGGGAUAUAUCUGGAUUGAGAAAGAAAAAUGUAGCACCAGGUCCUGGUGGCUUAGAAGAGCAUUUAAAAAAUCCCUCACAUACUGAUUUAUUUGGUACAUCUGAUGCUGUAGUGAAGCAUGUAUUAGAAGGUCAUGAUCGAGGAGUUAAUUGGGCAGCAUUCCACAGCACAAUGCCACUCAUUGUAUCUGGUGCUGAUGAUCGAUUGGUUAAACUAUGGAGAAUGAAUGAUUCUAAAGCAUGGGAAGUUGAUACUUGCCGUGGCCAUUAUAAUAAUGUUUCCUGUGUUCUUUUUCAUCCUAGGCAAGAACUGAUUUUAAGUAAUUCAGAAGAUAAAAGUAUUCGUGUUUGGGACAUGGUCAAACGGACUAGUCUUUAUACUUUCCGUCGAGAAAAUGAUCGAUUCUGGAUUAUGACUGCACAUCCAAGCUUAAAUCUGUUCGCAGCUGGGCAUGAUAGUGGUAUGAUUAUAUUCAAACUGGAAAGAGAACGUCCUUCAUUUGCUGUUCAUAAUAAUUUACUAUAUUAUGUGAAAGAUCGUUAUCUCAGACGUUUAGAUUUGAAUCAUUCCAAAGAUGUUUGUUUGUUACAGUUGCGUGGUGGAAAUCGUAGUCCAGUAUUUAGUUUAUCUUAUAAUCAUGUGGAGAAUGCUGUACUGAUUUGUACUCGAACCAGCAAUGUUGAUAACAGCACAUACGACUUAUACAUGAUACCCAAAGAAGUUGAUGCACAACCAAAUGAGGCUGCUGAAUGUAGACGUUCAUCUGGUCUAACUGCUGUUUGGAUUGCUAGAAACAGAUUUGCUGUUUUAGAUAGAACUCAUACUCUUGUGAUAAAGAACAUGAAGAAUGAAAUUACGAAAAAAGUACAAGCACCAAAUUGUGAUGAAAUAUUUUAUGCUGGCACAGGAAUGCUUUUGCUGAGAGAUUCAGAAGGUUUAAUUUUGUUCGAUGUUCAACAAAAUAGAUUACUAGCAACAGUAAAAGCGGGUAGAGUAAAAUAUGUUAUCUGGAGUAGUGACAUGAGCCAUGUUGCAUUCUUUAGUAAACAUGUCAUCACUAUUUGCAACAGGAGAUUGGAUGUGCUUUGCACUGUGCAAGAAAAUAACAGAGUGAAAAGUGGUUCAUGGGAUGACAACAGUGUAUUUAUUUACACAACAUCUAAUCACAUAAAAUAUGCUUUGACUAAUGGUGAUCAUGGUAUAAUCCGAACAUUAGAUGUUCCUAUUUAUAUCACGUGUGUCAAAGAUUCAAAUGUGUAUUGCCUGGAUAGAGAAUGCAGGCCAAGAGUUUUGACAAUUGAUCCCACUGAAUAUAGAUUUAAGCUUGCUCUUGUGAACAGAAAAUAUGAAGAGGUUUUGCAUAUGGUGAGGAAUGCUAAACUAGUUGGGCAGUCCAUAAUUGCUUAUCUGCAGAAAAAAGGUUACCCUGAAGUUGCUCUGCAUUUUGUUAAGGAUGAAAAAACUAGAUUCGCCUUAGCCCUUGAAUGUGGUAAUAUAGAGGUAGCUUUAGAUGCUGCAAGAAUAUUAGAUGAUAAAGCAUGUUGGGAAAAACUAGGUGAAGCUGCUUUACUUCAUGGAAAUCAUCAAGUUGUGGAGAUGGCAUAUCAACGAACAAAGAAUUUUGACAAAUUAUCAUUUUUGUAUCUGAUAACUGGAAAUUUGGAGAAAUUGAAGAAAAUGAUGAAAAUUGCUGAAAUACGAAAAGACACUAGUGGGCAAUUCCAGAAUGCAUUAUAUCUGGGCGAUGUUGCUGAGCGUGUCAAAAUAUUAAAGACUUGUGGUCAAACUUCUGUUGCCUAUCUUUGUGCAGUGACUCAUGGUUUAGAAGAGGAAGCUGAAAAUCUAAAAGCGAGUCUGGAGGGUUCUGAUGUCAGUUUACCUCAACCUGAUCCAAGUGCAGUGUUAUUGCAGCCACCUUGUCCCAUCAAUAAAUCUGAAGAGAACUGGCCUCUCUUGAGUAUAUCAAAGGGAUUUUUUGAUGGCACUGUCGGAUCACGUAAAACAGCAUUAACGGCAGAAGUUGCAGAUGAUAAUUUGGCUGAAGGAUGGGGUGAUGAUGCUGAGCUAGUCUUGGAUGAAGAAGGUAAUGUAGAUUCUCUCAUGGAAAGUGAUAGUAAAGAAGGUGGUUGGGAUAUUGAAGAUGAAGAUUUGGAAUUACCACCUGAACUUGAAGCAGCAACAGCUGUUACUGUUUCUGGUGAAGAAGGUUAUUUUGUAGCUCCCACACGAGGUAUUCCACAAACACAGACGUGGGUUAACAAUUCAAAACUUCCUGUUGAUCAUAUAUUAGCUGGAUCUUUCGAAACUGCAUUCCGAUUACUUCAUGACCAAAUAGGGGUUGUAAAUUUUGAGCCAUUUAAACAGUUAUUCAUGAUUUCUUUUGCCAGAAGCCAUACCUCAUUCCAAGGACUGUCAGCAAUUCCACCAUUGAAUGGUUUUAUACUUCGUAAUUGGAAUGAAGCUGGAAUGAAAAAUGGUGUACCAGCCAUUGGUUGUAAAUUGAACACUUUAAUUGAAAGACUGCAGUCUUGUUAUCAGUUGACUACCUCAGGAAAAUUUCAAGAAGCUAUUGAACGUUUCAGAACUCUGCUUUUGAGCAUUCCGUUGCUAGUUGUAGAAAGUAAACAGGAAAUUUCAGAAGCUCAGCAACUUCUUGAGAUUUGUCGUGAAUAUGUUCUUGGUUUGUCACUGGAGCUUGAAAGGAAAAGUUUACCAAAAGAUACUUUAGACCAGCAGAAGAGAACAUGUGAAAUGGCUGCAUACUUCACCCAUUGCAAACUAGAGUCAGUGCACCAGAUCUUAACUCUACGCACUGCUGUCAAUUUAUUUUUCAAGCUAAAAAAUUUUAAAACUGCUGGGUCUUUUGCUCGUAGACUUUUGGAAUUAGGUCCAAGAACAGAAGUUGCACAGCAAACACGGAAGAUUCUUCAAGCUUGUGAAAAAAAUCCAGUUGAUCAGCACCAGCUUCAGUAUGAUGAACACAACCCAUUUGCUAUUUGUGGGCAGUCAUAUAAACCUAUUUAUCGAGGAAAACCAGAAAUUAAAUGUCCUUUGUGUCAAGCUAGUUACUUUCCAGAAUAUAAAGGUAUUGUCUGCAGGGUAUGCAGUGUUGCUGAAGUUGGCAAAGAUACCAUUGGACUGAGAAUAAGCCCAUUACAAUUUCGAUAAUUUAUGUUAGAUUUGACUUUUUCUUAUGUAUCCUCUAUAGGAAAAAUUAUUUUUUGAACUAAAAAUAUUAUAUUGAAAAAAUUUACUAUUUAAAGUUUCAUCACCAAUUCAGUUUUUAGGGGUAGAAAUGUAUUAAGUUCAACAUUACUUAAUAUUUUUGCCAUUCUGUAAGGUAUAAUUUGAGAAUUGCUGAUUUUUAUUAAUGCUUUUAUGUAUUUCAAGUAUAUGAUUAAAUAAAUAAAGCAAUAUUAAAUUUGAUAGUU